AUGGCAAAGAAAGGGAGCACAGAGCAGGUGCAGGUCACAUGGGAGGAUCAGCAGAAUAUCAACACGUUCAGCAAACUGAACAUUCGGCGGCACGAGUUGGAAGCGCAGAUACACGGCACCAAGAAGCAGCUGGAGGAUCUGGAGGACGCGUCCGCUGAGCUGAUGCUGGCUGAUGACGAUGACGGCGAGGACGGCGGGGUGCGGAUGUUGGUGGGCGCAGCAUUUUUGCACACGCCCAAGGACGAUGCAGAGUCCAAGGUGGAGGCUCUGACGGGGGAGGCGCAGACCCUGCUGGCGGCGCUGCACGAGGAGCUGGGCGGCGUCACCUCGCGGCUGGCUGACCUCAAGGUGGCGCUCUACGCACGGCUGGGGAGCGGCAAUAUCAACCUGGAGGAGUGA
Messenger RNA from Monoraphidium neglectum, 399 nucleotides. Its product is annotated as putative prefoldin subunit 4. The transcript is spliced from 3 exons. Gene Ontology annotation, cellular component: cytoplasm; prefoldin complex. Bases 1 to 399 code for a protein of 132 amino acids. The record is from RefSeq and is a predicted model, not a curated record. NCBI's taxonomy places the organism in Eukaryota, Viridiplantae, Chlorophyta, Chlorophyceae, Sphaeropleales, Selenastraceae. Gene Ontology annotation, biological process: protein folding.